AUGGCCAACGACAAGACGACGUCUUCUGACCCCCGCGAGGUCAUCCGCACCCUCUUCCGCUUUCUCGAUGCACAGGGCCAGGGCGACUACAUGGGUGAGGCCGUCUCGCAGCUGCAGCACUCGCUGCAAGCGGCAAACAGGGCCGUCGAGCACGGCGCCGACGAGCCCACGGUGCUGGCGGCGCUGCUGCACGAUGUCGGCCGCUUUAUCCCAGAGGCCGCGUCUCUUCCACAGCUGAUUGCCCCCGACGGCACGGCCUUUGGCACGGAAGCCCAUGAGCGCGUCGGCGAGCAGUACUUGCAGCGGCUUGGCUUCCCACCGUCUGUCUACGCCGUUGUUGGUGCGCACGUCUGGGCGAAGCGGUACCUGUGUGCCACGGAGCCGCAGUACUGGGCGUCUUUGAGCAAGCUCAGCAAAGUCACGCUGGAGCUGCAGGGCGGUACAUUUACACACGACGAGGUGGCAGAGGCCCGCAAGGACCCGCUGCUCGAAAACAAGCUCAACGUCCGGCGAUGGGACGACCUGGCCAAGGUGGCGGGCAAGGUCGUGCCGGGAUUGGAUGCGUACGAGGACAUGGCUGUGCACUGCCUUGCCGGCGCGAGGAUGAACGAAGCUUGA
Sporothrix brasiliensis 5110 is the source of this 618-nucleotide messenger RNA. RefSeq lists its product as uncharacterized. The coding region runs from base 1 to 618 and encodes 205 amino acids. The record is from RefSeq and is a predicted model, not a curated record. NCBI's taxonomy places the organism in Eukaryota, Fungi, Ascomycota, Sordariomycetes, Ophiostomatales, Ophiostomataceae. The transcript is spliced from 2 exons.